Messenger RNA from Cajanus cajan (pigeon pea), 2461 nucleotides. Its product is annotated as low affinity sulfate transporter 3. Gene Ontology annotation, biological process: sulfate transmembrane transport. Gene Ontology annotation, cellular component: membrane. The record is from RefSeq and is a predicted model, not a curated record. Lineage: Eukaryota; Viridiplantae; Streptophyta; Magnoliopsida; Fabales; Fabaceae. Gene Ontology annotation, molecular function: secondary active sulfate transmembrane transporter activity.
ACAAGAAUAGCCUCCUGUCAUUGACACCUCUCUGCUACCCUUUCAAGCAAUCAUCCAAACAAAUUGACCCCAUGGCAAAAGCAGUGGUGUUGGAUGUAUUUAACUGACAAGAUUGUACAAUAAGUACAUGUGACCAAAGUUCACCCAAACACUUCAAACAACUAUGAAUUGAAGGUUUCCAAGUUCCAAUAUGAGAGAACAAGGGGUCCUUCAUCUUGAGGAUGCUGCUGGUCAGACAGAGAGGUCCCAGUGGGUGCUUGAUUCUCCCAACCCACCCCCUCUUUGGAAGAAGCUAUUUGGUUAUGUCAAGGAAACCAUUUUGCCUCAUGGCAACAACUUCUGCUUCUCAUCCAAGAAGAAAACUUCUCAUGGACAUGCAGCGUCAUGCUUCAAGAGCUUGUUCCCAAUCUUUAGUUGGAUAAAAGAUUAUAAAGCCUCCAAGUUCAAAGAUGACCUCUUAGCUGGAUUAACUCUUGCCAGCCUCAGCAUACCUCAGAGCAUAGGAUAUGCUAAUUUAGCAAAAGUUGGUCCUGAAUAUGGCCUGUAUACCAGUGUUAUUCCUCCUCUUAUUUAUGCAAUGAUGGGGAGCUCAAGAGAAAUUGCAAUUGGACCUGUAGCUGUAGUGUCAAUGCUAUUAUCCUCUCUGGUCCCAAAAGUGGAAGAUCCUGUUGCCAAUCCUCAUGCCUAUAGAAAUCUUGUCUUUACUGUGACAUUCUUCACUGGAAUUUUUCAAACUGCAUUUGGCGUUUUCAGGUUGGGUUUUCUUGUGGAUUUUCUUUCACAUGCUGCCUUAGUUGGAUUCAUGGCAGGUGCUGCUAUCAUUAUUGGUCUUCAGCAGCUCAAAGGGUUACUGGGAAUUAGUCACUUUACCUCCAAAACAGAUGCAGUAUCAGUGUUGGCAUCUGUUUAUAAGUCACUACAUAAUCAAAUUGCUUCCGGAGAAAAAUGGAACCCUCUGAAUUUUGUCCUGGGGUGUUCAUUCUUGAUUUUCAUUUUAAUUACCCGUUUUAUUGGAAGAAGAAACAGAAAGCUUUUCUGGUUGCCUGCUAUUUCUCCUCUUCUGUCAGUUAUACUAUCAACUUUGAUUGUGUAUUUGUCAAGAGCUGAUAAGCAUGGGGUUAACAUAAUAAAGCAUGUCAAAGGAGGCCUAAAUCCAAGUUCACUUCACCAGUUGCAAUUCCAUGGUCCACAUGUUGGACAAGCAGCAAAAAUUGGGUUGAUUUGUGCAGUUAUCGCGCUCACUGAAGCAAUAGCGGUUGGUCGAUCUUUUGCUUCCAUUAAGGGAUAUCAUCUCGAUGGGAACAAAGAAAUGUUAUCAAUGGGAUUCAUGAACAUUGCAGGCUCUUUAACCUCAUGCUAUGUGGCAACUGGUUCUUUCUCAAGGACUGCAGUGAAUUUCAGUGCAGGGUGUCAAACAGCAGUGUCAAAUAUUGUGAUGGCUGUUACAGUGUUUUUGUCUUUGGAAUUGUUUACAAGGCUCUUAUACUACACCCCUGUCCCUAUCCUUGCCUCUAUCAUCCUCUCUGCUCUUCCUGGAUUAAUUGACUUAAGUGAGGCUCGUUAUAUCUGGAAGGUUGACAAAUUGGACUUUCUUGCUUGUAUUGGUGCUUUUCUUGGAGUCUUGUUUGCAACAGUAGAGAUUGGUCUUCUUGUUGCAGUGAUAAUCUCGUUUGCAAAGAUACUAAUACAAUCAAUUCGACCUGGAAUAGAAGUUCUAGGUAGAGUUCCAAGAACAGAAGCCUUCUGUGAUGUGACUCAAUAUCCCAUGGCCAUAAGCACUCCAGGCAUCAUAGUGAUUCGCAUAAGUUCUGGCUCACUCUGCUUUGCAAAUGCUAAUUUUGUCAGAGAAAGAAUACUCAAGUGGGUCAGCCAAGAUGAAGAUGAGCUUAAAGAAACCACCAAGGGUCGAGUCCAAGCUGUAAUUCUUGACAUGACAAACCUGAUGAAUGUUGAUACUUCCGGAAUUCUAGCUCUUGAGGAACUGCACAAGAGGUUGCUUUCACGUGGUGUAGAAUUAGCGAUGGUGAACCCGAGGUGGUUAGUAAUUCACAAGCUUAAGCUGGCACACUUUGUAGAAAAAAUUGGAAAAGAGUGGGUUUUCCUUACUGUUGGAGAAGCCGUAGACGCAUGUCUCUCUUCCAAAAUUGCUAAAGCUUGAUUCAUAUAUGAUAACAUGUGUCUGUGCACUGACUCUAUAUUGCACAGGGUUUGGGUUUUGUUUAAAAUGUUGGUGCAUAACAUAAACUUACGUGAAACAUUUUGUAUUACACAAGCUGAACAUCUUUACCGAAAAGUGAUCAUGUCAUGCUGUAUGCACCUGGGAUGGGGGUUCAUAACCACCUUUUUAUACUAUCUCAGUUUUGGACAGGGAGUGGUGUUUUCUUUUGUAUGGCCACUUAAAUACAAUUCAAAUAAAGAUUUAGAUGUAAUUCAUAAUUUUAAAAUUACUAUAUUUGAUAUA